Molecule: messenger RNA, 2144 nt
Organism: Terrapene triunguis (Three-toed box turtle)
Lineage: Eukaryota; Metazoa; Chordata; Testudines; Emydidae
Gene: PTCHD3
Product: patched domain containing 3
Exons: 4
Cellular component (GO): membrane
Source: RefSeq, a predicted model, not a curated record
AUGGGGCCCAAGGAGCAGCAGAGGCGGGGCAGCGGGCAGAUGGGCUCUGAGUUGGACCCAGAACCAGGUCCCGGCCCCGAACCGACCAUCCCCCCGCACGACAACUUUGCCCUGUUUCUCAGCCGGCGUUUCGGCCGGCUCGGGGGGCUGAUAGGCGCCCACCCGUGGCCCUUCCUGCUGCUCCCGCUGCUGCUCUCGGGCAGCCUCGGCGCGGGCUUCCUCUUCUUGCCGCAGAGACAAGCCAAUGACAUCGAGGGGCAGUUCACGCCGCUCGGGGGGCCCGCCAAGAGCGAGAGACGCUUUGACCAGGAGCAUUUCCCGACCCGCGACUCCGAGCGCUUCUCCGGCCAGAGGCUGCUCACAGAGGGCGCCUUCGCCUCCCUCAUCGCGGUCUCCGCCUCAGGCAACAACAUCCUGACGGCGGGAGCCUUCGGGGAGCUCCUGCGGCUGGACGGGGCGGUGCAGAGCCUCGCUGUUCCCGGGGGGGACCCAGGCACCCAACUCUCCUACCCGGACCUGUGCGUCCGGAGCAAUGGGUCCUGCGGCAGCCCCAACCCGCUCCUGGCUGCAGUGCAGGGGGAGCCGGCCCGGCUAGAGACCCUCCUCCCGCAGCUCACGUACCCCGUGUUCGGGAGCAGCGUUUUCAUGGGCACCUUCUUAGGAGGCGUUCAGCUGGCUCGCGGAGCGGGCGCCUCCCGGGUGCAGGCAGCCAAAGCCCUGAGGCUGGUUUAUUACCUGAGAGAAGACGAAGCCGCGGACCGAGAGAGGAGUUUGCAGUGGCUGGAAAACUUCCUCAAGCGCAUCCCGGCUGAGCUGGAGGCUUUAAAUCUCACCUCUGUCCAGGUGGCUUACUUUACCUCAAUAUCCAGACAGGAAGAGUUUGAAGGAAAUACCAGGAAAGUGAUCCCCCUGUUUUCCAUAACAUACUUUCUAACUAUAACCUUUUCCAUUAUUUCUUGUUUAAGGGUUGACUGUGUACGAAAUAAAGUGUGGGUUGCAGUCUUUGGAGUGCUGUCUUCUGGGUUAGCUGUGCUAAGCAGCUUUGGACUGUUGCUGUUCUGUGGGGCACCAUUUGACAUGACUGUAGCAAGUGCACCAUUUCUUAUAUUGGGGGUUGGUGUUGAUGACAUGUUCAUUAUGAUCUCCUCCUGGGAACAGACUAAUCCUAAAAAUAACGUUGAAAAGCGGAUGGCUGAAACUUAUGCAGAGGCAGCAGUGUCUAUCACAAUCACCACUCUCACUGAUGUUUUAGCCUUCUACAUAGGGAUGAUAACUUCCUUUCAGUCUGUGAAGUCCUUUUGUCUCUACACAGGAACUGCUUUCAUCUUCUGCUAUAUAUACAACAUCACAUUCGUAGGAGCUGUCCUUGCUUUAAAUGGUAAAAGGGAAGAAGGCAACAGACACUGGUUAAUUUUCACAAAAGUGAAGGACAUUGUUCAGCCUCAUCGCUCCUACUUGUACAACAUGUGCUGUAUAGCAGGCUUUUCUGAUAAAUCUUCUGGGGGAGAAGGUGAACAUCCAAUGAACAAAUUCUUUAGGAAAUAUUAUGGUCCUUUCCUUACAAAGAUUUGGACCAAAGUGUUUGUGGUGUUGCUGUAUGGAGGGUUCCUGGCUACUAGUAUUUAUGGGUGUACUCAGGUGAAGGAAGGUAUAGACCUGCGAAAUCUGGCUAGUGACGAUUCUUAUGUUAUUCAGUACUAUGACUGGGAAGAUGAAUAUUUCUCAGAGUACGGUCCUAGGAUUAUGGUCACUAUCACAGAAAAUGUACUUUAUUGGAAUCUUUCCAUUCGUAAUGACAUUGAGAACUGUAUGGAGUCUUUAGAAAAUAACUCCUACGUGGACAAGAAUCUGUCAGAGUCAUGGCUACGAAUGUAUGAGAAUGUUGCUAGAAUUGGUUCACUGAAUAUAGAUACUAAGGCGUUUUUCAUGGGUAAUUUAUCUGAACUAUAUAAAUUAUUUCCAGUGUUUGAAUGGGACAUUGAUAUUCGCUAUAAGGAAAUAGCAGCCUCACGUUUUUUCAUUCAAACAGUGAACGUUACUACUGCAGUUGAUGAGAAAAACCUUUUGCACCAAUUAAGAGACCUAGCCAAGGACUGUAAGAUCCCAUUAAUGGUAUAUCACCCCUCAUUUAUAUACUAUGAUCA